Drosophila bipectinata is the source of this 2916-nucleotide messenger RNA. RefSeq names its product Lysine demethylase 3 (gene Kdm3). Gene Ontology annotation, cellular component: chromatin; histone deacetylase complex. Lineage: Eukaryota; Metazoa; Arthropoda; Insecta; Diptera; Drosophilidae. Gene Ontology annotation, biological process: regulation of transcription by RNA polymerase II. The record is from RefSeq and is a predicted model, not a curated record. Gene Ontology annotation, molecular function: histone H3K9 demethylase activity; transcription coregulator activity; chromatin DNA binding.
GUCACACUGGUGCUAGUGUGAGAGUUGUGCGCUUCGUGCUAAUGAAAAAUCGAAUUUUUCGUAAAACUAUUUAAAAUUUCACGGGUCGAGAAUAAGAAAAGUGACUACCGAGCGAUUACACAACAUGCAAUAAGAAAAUACCACACCGCCGAACAUGUCACAAAAAGAACUAGCGGCCCUGGUCUCCACCAGAACCAGCCGUAAGCGCACUGUCCCUUCCACCAAUUCGAGUCCUUCCGUUCGCUCCGAACCGAAAUCCAUCAUUGAGAUACACAUAUCCAACGACCCUGCACCCAAGAGAACAUGCAGUGAAGCGGGAAACGCGAGUGGAGAAGUGGAAAAGACAGCUCCAGAGGUGGAAGAAAACGAGGAGCCAUGCCCGGUGGUCCAGCUGACCGAGGAGGAGGAGCAGCGUCACAAUGAGUUCCGGUCCAACUGCUCCAUCUUUCUGCAGGACUUGCCCUGCUUCAAGUUGCGUCAAACCACUGCCGAGGCUGGGUCUGCUCCGAUUCCCAAGUGCCGGGAGUGUCGCAAGAGGAGUGCGUCCUCCGCGGAGGAUGCCGAUACUAGCUCCGGCAACGACGUCUACUGUCGGUUUUAUGAAUUUAGGCGAUUGCAGUACAACGACAAGGGAGAGUUGAACGUGGCUGGAUUCCCGAAUCCCUACAGCGAGCCCACCCCGGAGGACUACGCCAUUUGGCAGCCGGACGGAAAGACUGCCCCCACCAGUGGCUACAUGGACAUUCAGGUCUGCCGGUACAUCCUGCUCCACGCUGGCGACCAGUUCUGCUAUCUGUGGCGUCAGGAAGCGGAGGCACUGCGUCUCCACCAGAACCCCGACGACACCAUCGCCUGGAAGAAGGCCGUGCAGGGCAUCCGUGAGAUCUGCGAUGUCUGCGACACCACUCUCUUUAACUAUCACUGGACCUGUCGAAAGUGCGGCUUCGGAGUGUGCCUGGACUGCUUCAAAGAUCGGAAGGAGGGACAGCGGUUGCGGCGCGUGGAAACGGCAUUGCAGAAGGGGUGUGACGAGUACCACUGGUUGCUCUGCACCGAUCCAGGUGGUCCCCAAGAGCACGCCCUUACCGAGCUGAUGCUAACUCAGAUCAUAGCCGGGGAUGCCCUAAACGUGCUGGGAAGGCUGCUGCACGAGGUCCGUACUCUGUGGCAAGUGCCGCAGGUGUGUGGCUGCCUGUUGAGCAAGCAGGCCGUGCAGGACGAGCAUCUGGAUGAGCUUAUCCAGGACAUGAUCAAGGAGUCGCAACUGAAGCAGCACACCAGCCUCUCCUCGCUGGCCACCGAGCAGAAGCUCCACCAACAGCAGCGCCUGGAGCAGCUGCACGCCAAGAAACUGGAGUUUGCCAGGGAGCGGGGCAUAGACUACGUCCCAGGACGAGUGUGGACCAAGGAGACCCUGGGCAAGGACCCGAUCACCACGGCUUUCGAUAACUUCAAGCACAUUAAUUUUUUGAGGAAGGGACUAGCAGGUCUGAGACGGUUUCUGCCUCCCAGGGCCAUGACGCUGGCGCAUUCCACCCAGCUGGCACCUGGCGUGCCGCACGAGUGGCUCUGCGAUGGCAAGCUGCUCCGGCUCACCGAUCCCCUGCAUCCCGACAACCGGGUGCUCUACCAGGAGGUCUGGAAGUGUGGCCAACCGGUUAUGAUUUCUGAGGUGGCUCGCUCCCUCAACCUGGACCUGUGGCACCCGCAGGCCUUCUGUCGCGACUUCGGCGACAAGCCAAACGAUUUGAUAAACUGCCUAAAUGGCAACCUGGUGCCCAACCAGCCCAUGCGGCACUUCUGGGAGGGCUUCCAGUGCAUUAAGAAGCGGCUGUUGGACGCCAACGGGAAGCCCAUGCUCCUCAAACUGAAGGACUGGCCGCCUGGCGACGACUUUGCCGAGAUACUGCCCACCAGAUUCGCGGAUCUGAUGAAGGGUCUGCCGAUGCCCGAGUAUACGCUGCGAACUGGCAAUCUCAACAUCGCCAGCAGUCUGCCCAAGAUGUUCGUGCCGCCGGACCUGGGACCCAAGAUGUACAACGCCUACGGCUCGGCGUUGCACCCGGAUAAGGGCACAACUAACCUCCAUCUGGACAUCUCGGAUGCGGUCAACAUAAUGGUGUAUGUGGGGAUUCCGCAGGACGAGGACAACAAGCCGCAGAUGGCGGCCACCCAGAAGGCCAUUGCUCUGGGCGGAUGUGACUACAUAACCAGGGCCAGGUGCCAGUCACCCGAUGUCCUGCCGGGAGCUCUCUGGCACAUAUUCCCGGCGCGCGAUGCCGACAAGAUUAGGGACUUGCUUAACCGGGUGACCCUGGAGAAGGGAUUCCGCCUGGAGCCCGACCACGAUCCCAUUCACGACCAGAACUGGUACCUAGAUGAUAAGUUGCGGGCCAGGUUGUUCAAAGAGUAUGGAGUGGAGGGGCAUCCCAUUGUCCAGUGUCUGGGAGAUGCCGUAUUUAUACCCGCCGGAGCUCCGCACCAGGUCCAGAACCUGCACAACUGCAUCAAGGUGGCCGAGGACUUUGUCUCGCCCGAGAACAUUACCCACUGCUACCAUCUCACCCACGAGUUCCGCCGACUCUCGCACUCCCACACCAACCACGAGGACAAGCUGCAGAUCAAGAACAUCAUCUACCACGCCAUCAAGGAUUGCUGCACCAUCCUCACCAGAGCUCUGGACGAGCGCAUCGAUGAGGAGAUGGCCAAGCUAAAAGCCGACUAAGCCUACAUUUUUUUUACCCUUUAAGUUUGUGUUCAUUUUUUAUUUUUUUCUCAGUCGUGUUUACUUAAAUGUUCUUGUAUUUAGGCUUUUAAAAUGUCCCAUCUUCGAAAAUGAUUACUAGAUUAAGAAGAAAAGUUUAAUAUUAUACUCAUUUCAUUAAAAUAUACCAGUUCUCCUAUUAAAUAAAGUAA